Molecule: messenger RNA, 3092 nt
Organism: Echinops telfairi (small Madagascar hedgehog)
Lineage: Eukaryota; Metazoa; Chordata; Mammalia; Afrosoricida; Tenrecidae
Gene: WDR76
Product: WD repeat domain 76
Exons: 13
Coding region: 16-1887 (623 amino acids)
Biological process (GO): regulation of DNA damage checkpoint
Cellular component (GO): nucleus
Molecular function (GO): DNA binding; protein binding
Source: RefSeq, a predicted model, not a curated record
CUGCGCUGUGGCAACAUGUCCGACCCCUGCUCCGCGGCGGUGGGGAAAGCGGCUUCCAGACGCAGUCUCCAGGUACUUGAGUAUAAAGAAAAUCAAAACACCCCUUACGUCGUUCUGAGACCAAUACCAAGAACACUUUUAGAAAAAACCAUUAAGAAGCACCUUGCUACCUUUUCCCUCAGUAAUGACAAGCUAGACCAGUUUAAGUGCCCCAAAUCCGUAUUAGAAGAGGAGAAGUCUAGCAAUGUCAUGUUGGGUAAGAAGAUGGAGAUAAAGAAAACUUGCCGAGGGAUUUUAACCCUGAAGAUGGAAACCACAUCUAAUGGGGCAGGAUCCACGCUGCACUUAACACCCUUAGAUGUUUAUUCUGAUAGUAAAAAGUCACAGUGCAAGAGCACUUCUGAUGCAGCAGUUCUCAGUGAAGAUGGAGAGAGUGAUGAAGAUGUCCCAUCUCACCUGGAUGAUUUCUCAGAAUUGUCACCGUACGAAAGGAAGAGGCUAAAGAACAUAUCAGAAAAUGCGAACUUUUUUGCUUCUCUUCAGUUGUCUGAGUCAGCAGCUAGACUCCGUGAAAUAAUAGAGAAGAGACAACCUGAAUCCAAGAGAAAGAAGCCUAAGAAGAGAGAAAUUGAGAUUGGCUGUAGAAGGUCAAUGCGACUGCUCAAAGUAGACCCUCCAGGAGUUUCAGCAGUAGCAGCUGACACCCAAUCAGCAUUAGAAGAAGAAAAUACUUUGCUGCCUACUGGGCCUUUCGAAAUGACUCCUGAAAAUCAAGAUGAUAACAGUGAACUAUUUAAAGGAUUUCUGCAGACCUGGGCAGAAAUGAGCAAGACAAGUCGUAAGACUUCGAAGGAGUCAUCUAACCUCGAAAGCUACAAAGCCAAUUUAAGUGGCAUGGUCAUUAGUGAAGAUAAUAUUUGUAAAGUUACCAAUGGCGCAGUAUUCUCUGUGGCUUUCCAUCCAUCGGAAACUAGAACGUUGGUGGCUGCUGGAGCCAAAUUUGGGCAAAUUGGACUUUGGGAUUUGAGCCAACAACCUAAAGAAGAUGGUGUGUAUGUUUUCCAGCCCCAUAGUCGGCCAGUUAGCUGUCUGUACUUUUCCCCGGCCAACCCAGCCCACCUCCUGUCACUGAGUUAUGACGGCACAGUGCGCUGUGGAGAUUUCUCCACUGCUGUGUUUGACGAGGUCUAUAGAAAUGAAAGCAGUGCCUUUUCUUCCUUUGACUUCUUGGCAGAAGAUGCCUGCACUUUAGUCGUGGGCCACUGGGAUGGCCAGGUGUCCAUAGUGGAUAGACGAACACCCAGAACAUCUCCUGAGAAAUUGAUCCAGUUUUCUUUGGAAAAAAUAAGAACCGUUCAUGUCCAUCCAGUGCAUAGACAGUAUUUUGUUACUGCAGGAUCAAGGGAUGUACAUAUUUAUGAUGUAAGAAACCUGACUCCCACGGGAAGCCAGCCUUUGAUUUCUUUGACUCAACAUACAAGGAGCCUCGCCUCUGCCUAUUUUUCACCUAUAACUGGUAACAGAAUGCUGACCACGUGUGCUGACUCUUAUCUGAGAGUCUUUGACAGCAGCCGUCUGUCCACUCGGCUUCCUCUCCUCACCACGAUCAGGCAUGAAACCAACUCUGGGCGAUGGCUGACCAGGUUCCAAGCCAACUGGGACCCUAAACAAGAAGAUUGUGUUGUCGUUGGCAGCAUGGCCUACCCACGGCGGGUAGAGGUCUUCCAUGAGACCGGAAAGCGGCUGCAUUCUUUUCUUGGAGAAUCCCUUGCCUCUGUGUGUUCCAUCAAUGCCAUGCAUCCGACUCGAUUUAUUUUGGCUGGAGGCAAUUCCAGCGGGAAGAUCCAUGUGUUCAUGAAUCAGAGCGAUGCUGGGUGUUUGGUUUAGCGGCAUAGAUGUGUUCAUAUUAGUCAAGGCCUAAGGACCCCGUGAAGAGAAAGUUGGCGUGUCAUACAGAGCAAAUGUAAAGCUGCUUUAAGGUUAAGAGUAUUCCAAUGGGGGAAAAACAAUAAAAGAAUAUUCUAAUGAGCACAAAUUCUUUUGGUUGGGGAGCCAUGGAGGCCUGCUUUUUCUCCAGGGGAGGAAGGGCCAUGCGGGCAGGCUGACACACCAUUAGUGCUGUUACUCAGGCAGUAUGUCGAAAGAUUCAAUUAAUUAUAAAGCUUUAAAUGGUCAGUAUUAUGUUUUUGUGGUCCAAUGAUACUGUUUUGAAUCGAGUGAAAUUUUGAUUUAUGGUUUCUAUUUUAGCUUGGUGUAUUUUGAGACCCACACACAAUUUUUUUUUUGGGGGGGGGGCAACAACAAAAAAAUCCAUUGCCAUCAAGUUGAAGGGGUCAGAAAAGUCCAUUUAUUCAAUAGUUUUGAAGCUUAGUUUUUUUCAUGGAAAACUCCCCCUCCCCCCUCCCCCCCCCAUCCCUAAUGUGAAACUGCAAGGUAAUAGUUUAGUGGUGGUGGUCGAUGUGGGGCAGGGCCCGGGUCUGUGCUGAGUCUUUCCCUUACUCCCUUUACUCCCUCUUUUGGAUGAGGUCCCGAGACAUCACCAGGACAUCUAGGGCUCUUUGGCACACUGACUAGAUCUGCCUUAACCUGUAUUCCAAAAGGAUUGCCUUAACAAUCAUUAACUACAAACUCAAUGUUAAUGGUCACAGAUAGUGCUUAAAUAAGUGAAAAAUAAAGAAGAGUUGUUUGGUGAAACUUGGUUCAUUUGCUUAUAUCUAUGUAGGCGUGUGUGAGUGAGAUUAUGAUAUACAUUUAUUUCUCGCUGUUGAAUUGUGAGUCCAGGUUAAGCAAGUGAAAGCUACUGCCUUAAAAUGUAGUCUUCCUUAACUCUGUAAAGGCACCAGGAGAGAUUGAAUAGCUUGUUAAGUGAAUACGUUCAUUCAUUUUGUGGAAAUGUUAUGGAAUAUUCACAACUCUAUUUCUUCACUGAGCUGUUUUCUCAGAAGCUAAGAUGAUUUAAAUAUGGGGGUUGUGGGGAAAGAAAAUGAUAUGUCACUUUACUAAUAUUAACUGAACUGGAAAUGUUUUAAGUUUUAUGAAAUAUUUUUUCAUAUAAUUGUAUGUUACAAAAAUAAAGUGAUACCUAUAAUUUC